Molecule: messenger RNA, 963 nt
Organism: Papaver somniferum (opium poppy)
Lineage: Eukaryota; Viridiplantae; Streptophyta; Magnoliopsida; Ranunculales; Papaveraceae
Product: protein SSUH2 homolog
Exons: 5
Coding region: 190-666 (158 amino acids)
Source: RefSeq, a predicted model, not a curated record
AACACUAGUCCAAAGUCCAAACCGAGAGUCAGUGACCUCUUUGAACAGGGGUAUUUUAGGAAUUCCAAAAUGAGAGUCUACAAGAGUUUCAAUCUGAAGUCCGAUAGUUAAAAAUCCUGUAUGGAAUUAUGAGUUUGUUGCGGCAGUAAAAUGAUUGAACAGAGAGUCCUGUGUGUUAGUUGAUGAUUGAUGGCGGCUUUGAGAAGUAGCGCGAAUCUGCGAACGGCGGCCAACUUAGACCGUGAAGUUAACCCUGCUGCUGCUGGGUCUGAGUCUCCUGUUCAGUUUUCUAAUCCUUUGCCUCCUCGCCUUUCUAUCUCCAAACCUUCUUGGGUCGUUAAAACUGAGUCAAAUGUUUGGAGAGAAAAGUUUAAAAAGCCAAAUCCUCCUUGUGUCAUCUGUGAUGGAACUGGUAGAGUGGAUUGCUUUCAAUGUCAAGGAAAAGGUAGGACUAAUUGUGCGAACUUGGCUAUGCUUCCAAAAGGAGAAUGGCCAAAAUGGUGCAAGACUUGUGGUGGAAGUGGGCUUGCACAUUGCUCUCGUUGCCUUGGAUCAGGGGAAUUCAGAGAUGUGAUGGGCUUUCGUUUCAUGAAGAGAGAUCAAACUAGUAAUUAUCGCGGAACAUAUCGAAGGACAAACGGCUCCAAUUUCCUUAGGAAUGAAUAGACUUCGUCCUCGACUCCCCACAGGACCCAAAUAUGAACAUGGUCAUUUUGAAUAUCGCAUGUGGUAAUGAACCUGCAUGAGCAACAAGCGGUGAUUGCGACAAGCUAUCAUACAGGAGCAACAACCCCUGAAGUUGUCAACUAUUACAAUUAUUACCUCUAGGGAAGUUGGUACAACAGGAAGGUAUAGUUGGAUACAACAAUAGAUACUACUAGCUUGAAAACAUUUCAUAUAUACUGACAUAUAUUUUGUUUAUGAAUAGAUCUUCCAUUUGGAUCAAUCCUUUGUUUCGUGUUU